Messenger RNA from Clunio marinus, 2692 nucleotides. NCBI's taxonomy places the organism in Eukaryota, Metazoa, Arthropoda, Insecta, Diptera, Chironomidae. The record is from the annotation of a GenBank genome assembly.
AACUCGACUUAGUGACUUUAAACAAAGCACAUCGCAUGUUGGAUUUGUAAUGGGAUUGGUGAUCGUUGUGUUCAUACAAUAGUAACAUUAGCUUGUGUUUCGCGGAGACCCACGAAAAUUUGUUCGCGGUUUUUAUUGUCAGUUUUCAUUCCGAAGUCAAGGCGUUCGCGCAUAUUUGUUUCUCGCUUAGAAAAGGCGCCAUAGACAAAACGGAAACACACCACUAAAAAUACUUCUUAAUGUGCCUUAACAGAACCUUAAUCAUAGUCAUGAAAACCCUUUAACGUAUAAAUCAACAUUAACAAGUGUCCUUAUAAACCAUUGUGUACAAGUAAAUUUUCCUCGAAUUAAUAAAAGAAAAAUAUAAAAAAGUGGAAAAUUUCAAUCAACGAAAAGGAAAAAUUUCUUUCUGAACAAUCAUCGUGCAAUCGCAUGUGAGGAGAAAAAAAGAGAAAAAAGAAGAAUUACGAAAGAAAAACAAAUUUUCUUGAUAUCAACAAAGUGCUGUGAAAAUUAAUUACCCAAAAUAUCAAACUUUUUUUUAUGUUGUUGUUGUUAUAAUGCUUAAGAAGAACUCAAAAAAUAUUUUUUUCGCUUCGAAACGAUUCUCUGUUGUGUUUGACUGUUGCACAUUGAAAGGAAAUCCACAAAGUCGUUAACUGAAACAGAAGAAUUAACGAAAAUAAACAUAAAUACGAAAAGAAGUGAUUCUGAUUUCCAUUAAACUUUUUAUGGAGUUGAAAAUUAAUUAAAGCUUUAUAUACGAAGCAAAGUGAGUGAAUUUUAUCAAGUUACGAUUAAAUGCUUCUUCUACCAAUUGGAUAUACCAAGACACAAGACAACCACGAAAUUUCUCGUCAGUAUUAUUGAGCUGAACAGCUAAAAAGUGAAGGAAUAAAAGAAAAUAAGAAGAAAGACUUGUGAGAAGUGUCAGAGCUACUCGAACUAUCCAAUUUCCUGCCAAGAAGUGAAACCAACGAGAGUGAACAAAAUGUACAAUUGCAACAUGUCGCUAUCAACACCACCAAUGCUUGGUGUUGGAGUUGAUUUUGGCACGACAACCCCCCGAACACCCGAAAUCUUAAAUUCGCUUAUCGCGAUGACAAAUCCCUUCGAAUACUCAUAUGCUUCAGCACUAACAUCACAAUCUUCAGUCAUUCCAUCAUCGAACGAUGUUUCACCAGUGAUAGCAUGUAAAACUGAAAGCUUCCUUAACCAACAAUACGACAACAAUUCUCAAUCAAAUUGUUCAUCGUCGUCUUCGUUGGAAUCUCCAAGCACUACGCCUCUGCAUUUAGCAGCAACAAUUUCUUCGACACCAAGCCUACAACAGACGCGUUCUCAAUUGAUCAAAGCUGGUGUGAAACUUUUGAUUCAAAGUAAAAGGAAGAAUAGUGGAAGUAGUUCUUGUGAUGCCGAUUAUCGACCACCACCACCUAAAAUUCGAGCUACAAGCACAGCUUUACCAACAUCUCGAAAGAUUGUCAUUCCAACGAGUGAAGUGGUGUCACCAACGAUAACCUCACCUAAAGAAGAACCAAUUGAUCCUUUCCAAAUCAAAACCGACUCAACGACGUCAUGCGAUGAAGAUUCCGAACCGAAAUUUUCGGCGAGUAAACAUGAGUUAACGCCUGAAGACGAAGAUCGACGAAAACGUCGUCGCGAACGGAACAAAAUCGCUGCUACAAAGUGUCGAAUGAAGAAACGUGAAUGUAUCAACAAUCUCAUGCGUGAGUCGGAGACCUUGGAGGCUCAAAACGUGGACAUAAAAGCACAAUUGAAAGACUUGAGAGAGCAAUAUCAAUAUUUGACGGAAAUGUGGCAAGCUCAUCAAAUGGAAUGCAAGAAUCCCGGUUUACUUGGCAAUAGCCAUGAACAAAAUAAUAAUGGCAACAGUAUAGACAUCCAAUUCAAUGAGCAGGAAAAUAUAAAAGACACCAACAACAAUAAACAUCUUCAGGAGCUACCGAGUUUGACGCCGCUCAUAAAUUGUAAUCUUUCCUUUGAUUUCUACUAAGAUCAUUGAGCAAUCUUUUUCUACAAAUUUUCUAAUAAUUUAAAGAUAUUUUUUUCUUACUGGAUAUUUACAUAAGAAGCAAAGUAGAAAUGAAGGUCUCUACGAUAAUUUUUUAUUACUUACUUAUACGCUUUUAAUGUGACGUUCAACCCCAGGGUUUGUGAGAAUAUUUUUAAAAAGAAAAAAUACUUUAAAUGCUUAGAUAUUGAGAUCGUGACGUGACGUCUGCAUCAGUGAAAUAAAUAUCUCAAAGAUCUCCAAAAAAAACAACAAAAAACUUCAAUCAAUCACAAUUUUCUCUCAUAGCCCGGCAAAAAAGCAUUUUUUAUGAAAAAGAAAAGAAGAAAAAUGAAAAACUCGUUCAUUCUAAUUGAAUUAGCUUGAAAUGAUGUUAAACAGUAAACAAAAUUUCAUAAAAUUUCAUUUCAUAUCUUGAGCGAUCGUCUCAAGAAAAAUGAAAGGAGAAAGAAAAAGAAAAAUCUUUUUGGGAAAAAUUUUAAAUAUUUUUUUGUAAAGUAAAAUCAUCACUCUCUCUCUCUCUCUCUAACAUAAUGUGAAAAAUACUUUCGAGAAAGAAAAUGCAAUUUGUCUUGGAAGAAAAUCGAAGAAGAGAAAAAAAAUAAAGGAAGAAAGAAAAACGAAUUGAAAAUGUUUUCUAGACCAAGAUUUAAUGUG